AGGAGAGAACCAAGGCUGGCCGUGAGCCUGGGAGCGCAGCGGCCACGGAAGAGGCGGCGGCAGGCGGGAGCGGCGGCGGCACAGGCUCGGGGCCAGCCGGGCGCGCAUCCCCGGCGCCCUGCGCUGCGGAGAACUCGGAGGAGCGUGGGAGCCGCGAGACACCAGUGGACAAAGCAAGAUGGCAGGGAUCUUAGCCUGGUUCUGGAACGAGAGGUUCUGGCUCCCGCACAAUGUCACCUGGGCAGACCUGAAGAACACAGAGGAAGCCACCUUCCCGCAGGCGGAGGACCUCUACCUCGCCUUCCCCCUGGCCUUCUGCAUCUUCAUGGUGCGGCUCAUCUUCGAGAGAUUUGUGGCUAAACCUUGUGCCAUAGCCCUCAACAUCCAGGCCAAUGGACCACAAAUUGCCCAGCCAAAUGCCAUUCUGGAAAAGGUCUUCACUGCGAUCACAAAGCAUCCUGAUGAGAAGAGGUUGGAAGGGCUCUCCAAGCAACUGGACUGGGAUGUUCGGAGCAUUCAGCGCUGGUUUCGACAAAGACGUAACCAGGAGAAACCCAGCACCCUGACUAGAUUCUGUGAGAGCAUGUGGAGAUUUUCAUUUUACCUCUAUGUAUUUAGCUACGGAGUCCGAUUCUUGAAAAAGACCCCUUGGUUGUGGAAUACAAGACAUUGCUGGUAUAACUACCCCUACCAGCCACUCACAACUGACCUUCACUACUAUUACAUACUGGAGCUGUCGUUUUAUUGGUCUUUAAUGUUUUCCCAGUUCACGGAUAUCAAAAGGAAGGACUUUGGCAUUAUGUUCGUGCACCACCUUGCAAGCAUUUCCCUGAUUACCUUUUCAUAUGUCAACAACAUGGCUCGAGUAGGGACUCUGGUCCUCUGUCUUCACGACUCAGCUGAUGCUCUUCUAGAGGCUGCCAAAAUGGCAAAUUAUGCCAAGUUUCAGAAAAUGUGUGACCUCCUGUUUGUUAUGUUUGCCAUGGUUUUUAUUACCACAAGGCUCGGCAUAUUUCCUCUCUGGGUGUUAAAUACCACAUUAUUUGAAAGUUGGGAAAUCGUUGGACCUUACCCUUCCUGGUGGGUUUUUAACCUGCUGCUGUUGCUAAUACAAGGGUUGAACUGCUUCUGGUCUUACUUGAUUGUAAAAAUAGCUUGCAAAGCUGUUUCAAAAGGCAAGGCUGGGAAGUGGAACCCUUUACAUGUGUCCAAGGAUGAUCGAAGUGAUAUUGAAUCUAGCUCAGAUGACGAGGAUGCAGAACCUCCAUGGAAGAACCCCCACACCACUACAACCACCAAUGGGACCAGCGGCUCCAAUGGUUAUCUCCUCACUGGUCCGUGUUCCAUGGAUGACUAAUUACUCAAAACUAUGAGUCCCAAACAAAGUGAACUGUUUGUUCCUGGAAGUAUUUAAUAAGUUGCAAAUGCAGUUCCUUUCACAAUAUCUCAUCACCAGAAACAAAAAUUAGGAUCAUCAGAGCAUUCUGUAUAGUGUACUGCCAUUUGUCCUGUCUGUGAAUGAAGAAGAAAUACCAUUCUCUAUAUGUAGGCAUGCUGUAUGUGAUUGACACAAGGGAACAGUAUUUGCAUUUUUACUGUCUUAGAAUAUUAUUUAUUUUUUGUAUUUGUUUGUAAAUCUGUGGACAAAUGAGGAUUUGCUCUCUCCUUUUAUUCUCUGGGCUCAUGACUGACCACGAAGGAGAUGCUCCAUCGCUAUUCCCCUUUCUCUUGCAGUAGUCCAGUAUAGCAUCAGCUUAGUUUAUCAUUUAGAGCAAGCAAAACCCUGUACAAGAGCCUCACACAGCUCCACCUAGGCUGGCUUUCUUUGUGUUGCUGUGCCCAUUGUACAGUUUCUCAUAUAGUCAGUGACCAUUCUCCCAGUAAUGUCUGAAUGAACUAGGUGUUUUGUCACUCUUCGUGGUCAGUUAGCAGUUCAAAUCAAAGAGGAUGAGUAUUAGGAGACUUUUAAAUUUUAUAUAAAAUUGCUUUGGAAUAGAGUACGUUUCUUGUGCACCAAGUUAAGAUUUCUUUGGAGUGGUGGGUAGUUGGGAGUUAACCUUGUUGAUUACAAAAUUGUUUUACCCUCUCUGAUGAGACCAGUGUUCUGAAUCUGAAGGAAGGUAAUUUGCUUAAGCUCACAGACACAAAAUAACCUUAAUAUUUGGAAUAGAGAUAACAACUGAUUUCAACCAGAUUUUGCCAUUACUCCUUUAAUGAGCCAAGUCUUCUGUCAUACCAUGUAAAAAAGAAGAUAAGAGUAUUUGAGACAGAAAAAGGAUGUUUCGAGAGUUGGCAAAGACUACCUUCAGUGCAAAGCACUUUAUUGCAACUAGCUUUCAAGAAAAAGCCCUGUCUAGUAUUUGUCUUGUUUUUAGUUUGCUGAGCAAAAUAAAGCCAAUGUGAGAAAGACCCAUUUACCCAUUGCUUCUCUCCUUAGAUGUAGCCUGCAAUGACUUCCUCGUUGCUGGAAACAGCAGCCUUGCACCCCAAGUUCUUUUAUUUACUGCUCUGACUACUCAUGUGGUAUCUAAGAAUUUUUGUUCAAGUGGAGCUAUUUCCAGAAAAACAACAAAAAUUCUCAUGGGCGAUGGCAAUAUGGGUAGUGAGAAAAAUUUGAAUAGCAAGUGUCUGCAGGUUUCCUGCUCCACAGUAUUACUGGCCUAUGAAAGCCAAGGUUUUAAUCUCAUCUCAUCUUUAGUAAAAGAGAAUGAAAUAGGGUUAUAAAUGCCUAUAAAUCAAACGUCACCUAAAACAGGAAUCCAAAACAAGAGUGCAAUAAUAUAAAUAUGUGAACCAGGGCACUGGGCAGCCAGCAGCAAAGUACUAGAGUGCAUAUCUGUCCUACUUAAAGCCAUUCGCAUUUGACUGUUUGGACAAUAGGAUCUGUGCACCCAUACUUUGAAGCCUAUGAGUUAAUAGUUAAAACUCCCAAAGAACUCUCACUGCAUUAUUAGAUCUUUCUCCACCCAGUUGCAAAACAGUAUUUCUUGGUAUGGUCCAGAUAAUAAUUAAAGAAGCUUGGGAAAAUGUCUCCUAGUUAAUGUAGAAGACACUGCAACCAAUGAUAUGUGUAGAGCCUUACUGCUGCAUUUACCAAAAUACAUGUCUAAGAGAGAAACUUGGAAAUGGUUGCAUUUAUGAGACCAGUCAUAAAACACCAAAGGCAUUGUUAGUCAUCAGAACAUCUGCUCGAGUGCAGAUGUCUAAGAAGUAAUAGCAAGCAAAUUGAAACAGUUUUGAGAAGGUGAAGCUGCCUUGUCUAAAUAUGGACCAUAGUCACUCACUUUAGUAUUUGGACAGAUCCUCCCCAGUGGGUGAAAUCAACUUGAAAACCAUUGUAUAUUUGAGUUUGAACCAUAUGACACUCUUUAGCACAAAAGAAUAACUUCGAGAUCAGUUUGUAAAUUGAAAAGUAAUAUGUUAAAUGUAGUUUGGUUCCGUCUGUACAAAAGGCAGGUCUUUUCCACAGAAAGAGGACCAGAAAUACUGUUUCUGACUGAUCUCAUUAACUUGACAUGGCCUUCUACAUGUCUAUACAUUUUUGUUUCAUUUUACAAUCUAAAGAAAAUAAUUCUGUUUUGUUAGUUGAAAUGGAGUUUACAGGCUUUUUCUGGUAUAGAAUAUUAAUAUCUGUCUACUGGUCUCCCAUAGUAGCCAGAGAAGACAAGAGAGGUUACUGUGUAAGGAAUCUUAUCCGCCUGUGCCGGGCCAGAGCUUUCAGGGGUGUGAUUUGUAAAUUCAGCUGUAGGUUAGUUCAGCGUGCUGUUCUUGUUAAUUAGCUUAGCCUGUGGUAAUGUCUCCUUCCUCCUGAUCACAUUCAAAUUUCCCAGGGUACCAAGGUAUAGAUAGAAAGGACUCUAGAAAAAGUAAUCUUUGAUCCCCAAUGUUAUAACUUAUCUAGAUUUAGUGUGGGGGGGAGUAGGAAAUCAAGUAGAAUUUGGCCUUGAGUCAAUAAAUGAUAUAAACGUGUGUGGUAUAUGUAUGUAUAUGUAUGUUUUUCCAAAAACUGUUAAAACCAAAAUGUCACUGAUUCGUCAUUAUCCAUUAUCCAUUCUUGACAUUUAAAAAAAAAAAAAGAAAAUACCCACCAUGUACAACAGAAGCUUCCCUUCUUUGCUUCCCACCAGUUGAGUGUGGUAAAACCCAGGUCCUAGAGCACCCGAUGUCACACACAAGACAAACACAGUUCACUAUCCCAAAUUCAGUCCUGUGAAUGUUGAGUGUAGAGAAGUGACUAUCAGUAUUGUGGAUUAUUCAAAUGUUGUAAAAAUGCAAAUGAUUUGACAUUUAAACCCAGGAUUCAAAUGCUGCUGAACUGUCAGACAGAUGCUGUCCUCAACUACCGUCAGAUAGUACCACAAACAUCUGACAGAAGAUGAACAAGGCAGAAAAGGCAGGGAACAACCAAGAUCAGAUGCUCCAAAUGUCACGUUCCUCUCUGAGCACAGGCGUGCACUGUGUAACAGUGCUGCAGUCAGGCAUGGGUUGAACAUGCUGUGGUCCCAAAAGAGACUAGCACAGACUCGGUGUAGGGCAGGCUGUUCCAUCUGGUUGUGUGUAAAUACACUCAGUAAGGUCCACAGGAUAACAAAAUCAGUUAACAACUCUUCUCAGAAUGUCUUUGACAUUACGUGACAUAUGACUGUACUUGACAGAGUUUGGAUUUGAGCAAAAGUUUGAAUUUGCCUUCAAGUCAGGCAGAAUGGGUCUCAAGCUUCCUCCUUGCAUUCAAAUCUCAUUGUUAUUUGGGCUAAGUAAAAAUAAGACUUCAUUUCCAUUUCCCUGAGUCUUUGCUAACGAGUUCUUCAGAGAGAAUUUGUGGGCAGCCAUAACUGCCCCCAAUCCAUUGAGCAUUUUGUAUUAGUAGCCAUUUGGGGCGUGGAGGCUGAUGCCAAAGUUGCCUGAAUAUUUUGACUAUUUCUCUUUGAAAUAUCAUUUCAAGUAUAAAAAAUAUACAGAAUAACUCCAACAUUGUUAAGCGGUUCUGUUUACCAGUGUGUAAGAUAAUGUCAUUACAUCCAGAGAUGCUUCAAGAAAUCCUUUGGAAAUAAAAGGCUAAAUGUUUACAUUUCAUAUGAUAUUUGAGGUAGUAAGAUUCUAGUUUGCUUACUUUUCUUUUUUAUCUUUGGCUGAUUUCUGCUUUGGAGAUAAGUAAUUUUAACCCAAAAUGUUUCUAACAUCCAAGUAAGAAAAAGUCAAAAAAGAUCAAAGUCAGCCUGAUAGGAAAGUGAUCUCUUUGUGCUUCCACAUUCUUGUGUGGAGAAAAAGAAGUGCGGAGAGCUCUGAUUAUUGACUUGCCAUCCAGCAUGCUGUCCAUGGCGGCAAUGAUCCGAAACAGUUCAGGAAUCACAAAUGGUUCUUGAAGAAAGUGCAGCAAGAUUUUUUUCUUAAAUAUUUUGUCCCUAGAAUCAGCUUUUCUUGGUGAGUUGAAAUUGUGCCAUUCUCAAAUUGCCACAGAGUCAUUAGCACCACUGCACCAGUCAGGUUCUAGUACACGCAGCAGUGGGCCAGAGAAGGACCAUGUGGUUUGCCUUUGUGUGCAUAGCACUGCUUGCCCCUAGGAGGCACACAGCUGAGGAGCCCUGGCCACUCUGUUGCUGAAACAACUCUAGUCAAUAUUCACACGUAGCCACUUUCAUGAAGAAAAUUAUAUUGAAGAAUAUAAAUAAUCAUAAAUGUUGCUAAUGAAAUAUGGAGACAGCCAGAGAAGAACCUUAGUCUUUUCAGGUAUUUGCAGCUUGAGUUCCACUCAAGCCUUUAAAAGGAAUACAUUGGCAAACAGUAUAUUAAGACCAACCCUGUCAAGUCAAAGAAAUUGAAAAAGCAUCUGUUGCCAGAUGACAUUUGGAGUCUACAGGAAAUUGAGUGUUCUCAGGAUGACCCAGGAAGUGAUGAGAGGGCCCCAUUAGCCUAGGGUGUGUCUGUACCUCAUUCACUCACAGUCCUUCUAGACUUCUAGAACACUCUAAUAAAAGGAAACCAGAAUGUUGACAUUCUUCUGUUUUCCGUUCACCAGUAACCUUUAGAUCAGCUGUGUGCUCACACUUCUUCCUCUGCCUGGUCGCAUUGCCCGUGUAUUGUGUUUACUUAACACUAGUCCACAACUGCUUGGUUUCCUGUGUUGUUGUGUGUUACAUGGCCUGGGAACCAAGGAACAGCAGUUGUUACCUCUGCUGUGUUCAGAGAAAAUUUUUUUCAUUUAUAUUUUUGUCCUUUUUAUCUACAGUAAUUGUUAUAAACUAUCUGUAAAAUUGCCCUUAACACGAAGAGUUUUUUUUUAAUAUUAACUGUAAAAAUAAUUAUUACAAUAACAACAAAAGCUCUGGAACAGGAACAAUUAUAUGAUAAUUCUCGAGCUUUAGCUCAAAACUUCAUUAAUAUAAAUGUGGGAAACACACUCGGGCUUGAUUUCCCUUAAGCUGGCAAUUUUCACCUCUUCUUUGCCUACAUUGUAGUUGUUUACCUUCAUGGUCAUUUGCUAUCGUGGAAAAGGGUACCAGUUAGUUUGGGGAUUUGAUUUUUUUUUUUCUUUUUCAAUUUUCAAUGAGAAAUAGCUGACAAGACCUUAUUUGUUUUAAGACGAUUCAGUGCUUAAACAUCUCUGUCAGAAAUGGAAUGAUGUACCAUUAGCUGAUUAGAAUUACUUCAUGUACUGUUACUGUGUUUUGCUGAUUAUUAUAUGGAAAUAUAAUUAUUCAUUCUUGAUCUCUGGAAGUAAUUGUUAUUAUGAGGAUCAUUUUACUUUGGAAACAGUUUCAUAAUAAAGAUAAGUAUUAAGAA
Nannospalax galili (Upper Galilee mountains blind mole rat) is the source of this 6780-nucleotide messenger RNA. It is a transcript of the gene Cers6, whose product is annotated as ceramide synthase 6. The record is from RefSeq and is a predicted model, not a curated record. The coding region runs from base 179 to 1357 and encodes 392 amino acids. Gene Ontology annotation, cellular component: membrane. The transcript is spliced from 11 exons. Gene Ontology annotation, biological process: ceramide biosynthetic process. Lineage: Eukaryota; Metazoa; Chordata; Mammalia; Rodentia; Spalacidae. Gene Ontology annotation, molecular function: sphingosine N-acyltransferase activity; DNA binding.